AUGGUACUUCGUCGUAUCUUUCCUGCCAUGUACACGGCCAAAGAUAGUGAGCCGGCAAACUCAAAGAAUGGCACUCUUUAUCUUUUGCGUUGCGUCUUUUUCAUGGGUGUGAGAAAGCCACCGAAACGUUAUUUUCUCGCCUAUUGUCUAUGGUCGUUUGCCCUGAAUCUUUGUUCAACAUUCUAUCAACCGAUUGGCUUUAUGACCGGCUAUGUUAUCCAUCUAUCGGAAUUUUCGCCAGGUGAAUUUCUUACAUCGCUGCAGGUGGCCUUCAAUGCCUGGUCAUGUUCCACCAAAGUGUUGAUUGUUUGGUAUUUGGUGAACCGUUUCGAUGAUGCCAAUGAGAUUCUGGACGAAAUGGACAAGCGCAUUACACAGGACAGUGAGCGUAAAAGGAUACAUGAGGCAUGUUCCCUAAGCAAUCGCAUAUUUUUCUUCUUUAUGUCCGUCUACAUGAUGUAUGCCACAAAUACGUUUCUAAGUGCCAUUUUCAUAGGGAGACCACCGUAUCAGAAUUACUAUCCAUUUUUGGAUUGGCGUAGCAGUAAAUGGCAUUUGGCUCUGCAAGCUGGUCUAGAGUAUUUUGCAAUGUGCGGUGCUUGCUUUCAGGAUGUUUGCGUCGAUUGUUAUCCUGUCAAUUAUAUAUUAGUGCUUAGAGCACAUAUGCAAAUAUUUGCUGAAAGACUACGUCAAUUGGGCAGUGAUCCGCACGAGAGUGAGGAAGAGCGCUAUGAGAAACUGGUGCAAUGUAUUCAGGAUCAUAAGACUAUAUUAAGAUUUUGUGACAGCCUACGGCCUGUAAUCUCUGGAACGAUUUUUGUUCAGUUUCUAGUCGUGGGUUUAGUUUUGGGUUUCACUCUCAUCAAUAUUGUGAUGUUUGCCAAUUUGGGAUCUGCAAUUGCCGCCUUAUCGUUUAUGUCGGCUGUUUUAUUGGAGACUACACCAUUUUGCAUACUUUGCAAUUAUCUUACCGAGGAUUGUAAUCAAUUAGCUGAUGCUCUUUUUGAAUCCAAUUGGAUUGAUUACUCUAAGCGUUAUAAAAAUGCUUUGAGGCACUUUUUGCAUAAUCUACAGCAGCCCAUAACUUUUAUGGCGAUGAAUGUUUUUACAAUUUCAGUUGGCACCAAUAUAAGUGUUACGAAAUUCUCUUUUUCCGUUUUCACACUGGUAAAGCAAAUGAAUAUUGCCGAAAAAUUAUCGAAAACUGAAGAAGAAGUUGAAAAUUUAUAUUGA
Messenger RNA from Drosophila willistoni, 1233 nucleotides. RefSeq names its product odorant receptor 42a (gene Or42a). Gene Ontology annotation, molecular function: odorant binding; olfactory receptor activity. Gene Ontology annotation, biological process: sensory perception of smell; detection of chemical stimulus involved in sensory perception of smell. NCBI's taxonomy places the organism in Eukaryota, Metazoa, Arthropoda, Insecta, Diptera, Drosophilidae. Gene Ontology annotation, cellular component: plasma membrane. The coding region runs from base 1 to 1233 and encodes 410 amino acids. The record is from RefSeq and is a predicted model, not a curated record. The transcript is spliced from 3 exons.